UUAUGUUUUCUAGCAUCAGAAACUGAGAGCCCACAGACCCAGGCGAGACACUAUAAGACUCUACAGGCGAUGUAUAAAACUAAGGCCAGACCGAACAAGAUGGAUGUUGCUCAGCUCCUGGACCUCGAAAUCCAAGCGAGAAGGGCCUUCAUUGACUCUGAUGUUACAAAGGAGCAGGACAGGCCUUCCAAGAUUCUUAAAGCUUAUCCUUGCUUUGGAGAACUGGAUCAUCUAAUGGAUGAACUACGGCGGGUCCUCAAUCAAGGCAACUCCCACUUCUUAACGGAACUUAAGACCCGGUGGGGGACCUUUUGUGAGAGGGCACAGUUUUAUGGAGUUUUCAAAAAGCUCAUGAGGCCUCCGCAGCUUGACAAAGUAAAGCACUCAAUUGCCAUGAUGAAGGCUUUACCAGAGAUGUUCCCAUCACCUAUGGCCCCACCCAAGAAGUUAAGGCACGCAAGUGAGGCUCUGCUCCACGUCCUUGAGUCUGCAGAAGACCCAAACACCUUUCUUCAGACACGACCACUUUCCAGCCCUGUUGUCAUCAUCUGCGAAACCAACUGUAUACUGGCCAUUGGAACCAUGCCCGUGCUCAUCUUCCCAAAAGAGGACAUUCAUGAAAGCGUGAUGUAUCUCAUGGCAUGUUAUUACACCUUUCACCUCACCUAUCCUAAGUGCAUUGCAACACUCCUGUCUGUGGUGCAGACAGAAGUCCUCUUGGACGCCAUUCACGACUGUGACAUGACUACUUCAUACAAAAAGGCUAUGGCCGACUGGAAAAAGUUCAUAAGUGAUUAGGGCACUUAUAUAUGAGGGGCCGCUAGGGACAAUAUUCAGAAAUA
Gymnodraco acuticeps is the source of this 842-nucleotide messenger RNA. RefSeq lists its product as uncharacterized. The transcript is spliced from 4 exons. NCBI's taxonomy places the organism in Eukaryota, Metazoa, Chordata, Actinopteri, Perciformes, Bathydraconidae. Bases 70 to 798 code for a protein of 242 amino acids. The record is from RefSeq and is a predicted model, not a curated record.